Molecule: messenger RNA, 384 nt
Organism: Knipowitschia caucasica
Lineage: Eukaryota; Metazoa; Chordata; Actinopteri; Gobiiformes; Gobiidae
Source: the annotation of a GenBank genome assembly
AUGAAAGCAAAGAAAGAUGCACUCAUGGAAACCAAAAACUCGAUCACAGGGACAAAUGCUACUCUCGGUACAACCACCACUGCUUCCACCAGCACAGCGUUGUGCAGCAGUGUGCUUCACUGUGACGAGGGCUGGGAACUUCGUGGGACAAAGUGCUAUAAUUUCUCUGUUGAAAGUCUCAAACUAACCUGGAGUGAGAGCAGAGAGAAGUGUCAGAGCAACGGAGGAGACCUGGUCCAGAUCAAGAGCCGAGACGAACAGGAUUUUCUGGAGGGAAGAGUGACUUCGCCUUCCUGUUGUGACAGAUUCUGGAUUGGACUGACAGACUCACAGACAGAAGGGGAAUGGCUGUGGUGCGACGGCUCUCCAUUGAACCAGAGGUGA